AUGUAUCAAAGCUCUCUUGCAAAUCUUGUCACCUGCAUUGUUAUGCUCGGACUGGAUUCAGCCGGAAAGACCACGAUAUUCAGCAACCUCAUGAUAAAGAAGUCUGUGGAAACGAUUCCUACUUAUGUAUUUAACGUAGACACCGUUUGACCUUGUAAAGGGGUCACUAUCAUAUUAAGGGAUGUCGGUGAAAAGGAGAUCUUAAGGCUUCUCUGGCAGCAUUAUUUAGCGAAUAUCCAGGGUCUGAUAUUUGUUGUGGAUAAAAGGAAGGAAGAAUCAGUGAGGCAAGGAAAGAGCUUUUUAGCAUCCUUGAAACUCCUGAGGCAUGGGGAUUACCCUUGAUCAUUAUAGGUGACAGGCCAGACCUUCCUCAUAUGCUCGAGUCACAGGAAUUGGCGCAGGAGCUGUCUCUAUCAGCACAAAGCAAACUCCUGGCACGUCCAAGAGGCAUCUGCCAUAACUAG
This is a messenger RNA of Pocillopora meandrina, 464 nucleotides long. NCBI's taxonomy places the organism in Eukaryota, Metazoa, Cnidaria, Anthozoa, Scleractinia, Pocilloporidae. The record is from the annotation of a GenBank genome assembly.